AUGCCGUCUCUCGUAGUCAGCAAAAACAACUCCAAAGCAAAGCCUGAAGGAGAGAGAGCGAGAGAGAUCCACAUAGGGAGAGAGAGCAAGAGAGAUUUAGAUUCAUUAGAAUAUGGGUGGUUGGGCUAUUGCGGUGCAUGGUGGUGCUGGUGUGGACCCAAAUCUCCCACCCCACCGUCAAGAAGAGGCCAAAAAACUCCUUACUCGUUGCCUCAAUCUUGGCAUCUCCGCUCUUCGCUCUAACGACUCAGCCAUCGAUGUCGUCGAGCUCGUUGUUAAAGAACUGGAAACUGAUCCUCUGUUUAAUUCUGGCCGUGGAUCUGCACUAGCGGCGAAUGGAACGGUGGAGAUGGAAGCCAGUAUCAUGGAUGGAAAUGGAAGACGAUGCGGCGCCGUUUCGGGUUUGACCACGGUUAAGAACCCGGUCUCUCUUGCCCGACUCGUUAUGGACAAAUCUCCCCACUCCUACUUAGCCUUCUCCGGUGCCGAAGAUUUCGCCCGACAACAGGGUCUGGAGCUUGUGGAGAAUGAGUACUUCAUCACUGAAGAAAACGUGGGAAUGCUCAAAUUGGCAAAGGAAGCUAACACCAUUGUGUUUGAUUACAGAAUCCCAGCCGUUGGAUCUGAAACAUGCGGUGCAGUAGCGGAGAGUCCAUUGCAGAUGAACGGGCUCCCAAUAAGCGUGUAUGCUCCAGAGACAGUAGGGUGCGUGGUAGUUGACAAUCAGGGCCGUUGCGCUGCUGCCACGUCAACAGGAGGAUUGAUGAACAAAAUGAACGGUCGGAUUGGUGACUCACCACUGAUUGGAGCUGGGACCUACGCUUGUAAUUUAUGUGGGGUCUCAUGCACCGGUGAGGGUGAGGCUAUCAUACGUGGGACCCUGGCUCGUGAGGUGGCGGCUGUGAUGGAAUACAAGGGUUUGGGCCUUCAAGAGGCUGUGGACUUUGUGAUCAAAGAGAGACUUGAUGAAGGGUUUGCUGGGCUUAUUGCUGUGUCUAAUAAGGGUGACGUGGCAUGUGGGUUUAACACUACUGGCAUGUUUAGGGGUUGUGCUACCGAGGAUGGGUAUAUGGAGGUUAAUAUUUGGGAAUAGGGAGGAGGAAAGACUAAAAGAGGCUUUGCUUUGGUGGAGAUAUAAAUGUUGUUGAUGCAGCUGAUUGUGCCUUUUAAUUUUCCUUAGUGUUUUCACCUUAAUUAGUGUACUUUUCUUCUUCUUUUUUAAUGAGGCAGUCUAAUUAUGAGUUCCUAGAAAUAAAAUGUUAUGUUUUUGGGAGUCCA
Molecule: messenger RNA, 1278 nt
Organism: Quercus robur (English oak)
Lineage: Eukaryota; Viridiplantae; Streptophyta; Magnoliopsida; Fagales; Fagaceae
Product: probable isoaspartyl peptidase/L-asparaginase 2
Exons: 4
Coding region: 113-1093 (326 amino acids)
Molecular function (GO): hydrolase activity
Source: RefSeq, a predicted model, not a curated record